AUGGCUAAUCAACUGCCCCCUAGUUCCUCCAAUGGUGUAUUUGCGGUGUCGGGUUCUGCUAUCAUUGACGCGCCAAUAGAAAUAGUUUGGAACAAUUUGCUAGAUUUCAAAGGGUAUAAAGAGUGGAAUCCCUUUGUUCGCGAUCAAAACAUCACUGAUAGCUCUCGUAACGUUCUCCCAGACCAAACCCUCGCCGAGGGCAAAUAUGUGCACAUCUAUCCUGUCCACCUUACCCCAAGCCUUGAAGACGUACCAUUCUACAGCAGGUCGUCUGCAUUCGUCAUUUGUACGGCUUUAGAUCACGAAAAUCACCGCGUGGCAUGGAGAAUUUCUGGUCUGCCUCGGUGGCUGCUCGACGCAGAACGCUGGCAGUCAUGCACCGUGGAGCCAGGAGGGAAGGUCAAAUAUGAAAGCAUCGAGGUCUUCAAUGGUGUUUUGUCCUAUCUCGUACGUUUCUUUGUGGGGCAGAAGUUGAUCAACGGUGUGGGAGCCAUGGCGAAGGGCUUGAAGGCCAAGUCGGAGACCUAG
Messenger RNA from Desarmillaria tabescens, 528 nucleotides. RefSeq lists its product as uncharacterized. The transcript is spliced from 3 exons. The record is from RefSeq and is a predicted model, not a curated record. NCBI's taxonomy places the organism in Eukaryota, Fungi, Basidiomycota, Agaricomycetes, Agaricales, Physalacriaceae. Bases 1 to 528 code for a protein of 175 amino acids.